CUGGCUGCGUUGCUGCCCAAGUAUCGGCAGCGCGUCAGGUCGCUUGCCCUGGCUUCGCUCGGGUGCCGUUGCCCCACUGAACAUUCACCUGCUGCCGCUCGAGGACAGCCUGUCCGAGAUCGCGCGUCCGAUCUGCCGCACGCAAGGUCGGCUCGCAUGCUGGGGGCCUGAAGCCCUCUCAAGAAGACCAUCCAUGGCCUACCAAGAGCCAACAACGCGGAACCUCAAUGGCGGUGCGUCCAACGGUGUGUCGAGCAGCCUACUGACGCAGCCGUCGUCCUACCUGUCGGGCGGCUACGGGGGAACGGCGCUGUCAGUGAACCGCGCUCCCGCCGAUGGUCAACCGCUCAGCAACGGGCCUUCUUCCGUGGCGCCCGUCGCCGCAGGGGACUCGCGCUUCCCGGCCACCCAUCCGCUGAGCGGCUCCAAGCACCUCUGCUCCAUCUGCGGCGAUCGGGCAUCAGGCAAGCACUACGGCGUCUACAGUUGCGAAGGCUGCAAGGGCUUUUUCAAGCGCACCGUGCGCAAGGACCUCACGUACGCCUGUCGAGAGGAACGGCGCUGCGUGGUGGACAAGAGGCAGCGCAACCGCUGCCAGUAUUGCCGCUACCAGAAAUGCCUCGCGUGCGGCAUGAAGCGCGAGGCCGUCCAAGAGGAGCGGCAGCGGGCCAAGGACCGCAACGACAACGAGGUUGAGAGCACCAGCGGAGGCGGCGGCAACGUUUGCGUCGGCGGAAUCGGAGGGCCCGGCUCUCCGGAUAUGCCGCUGGACCGCAUCCUCGAAGCCGAGAUGCGAGUCGACCAGCCGGCGUCGUCGUCGUCCGUGCCGUCCGCCGACGCGUCCAGCCGCGAUCCCGUCAACAGCAUGUGUCAGGCGGCCGACCGGCAGCUUCACGAGCUGGUGCAAUGGGCGCGACGGAUUCCGCACUUCGAGGAGCUACCCGUCGAAGAUCGCACGGCCCUGCUCAAAGCCGGCUGGAACGAGCUGCUUAUCGCCGCCUUCUCUCACCGCUCCGUGAACGCGCGCGACGGCAUCGUUCUCGCCACGGGCCUGGUAGUGCAGCGGCACAGCGCGCACAGCGCGGGCGUCGGGGACAUCUUCGACCGUGUGCUGGCCGAGCUUGUUGCCAAGAUGCGCGAUAUGAAGAUGGACAAGACUGAACUCGGCUGCCUGCGUGCCGUGGUGCUCUUCAAUCCGGACGCCAAGGGAUUGAAGAGCACCAAAAUAGUCGAGGCUCUCCGUGAGAAGGUGUACGCUGCCCUCGAGGAGCACUGCAAACGACACCACCCGGACCAGCCGGGCCGCUUUGGUAAGCUGCUGCUGCGGCUGCCCGCCUUGCGUAGCAUUGGCCUCAAAUGCCUCGAGCACCUGUUCUUCUUCAAGCUCAUCGGAGACACUCCCAUCGACGUCUUUCUGCAAAACGUGCUCCAGGCACCCGCCGAUCCCUAGCCCUCAAUUUUGAAAGGGCUGCUGCAGUCGUAAGGUUUGCAACUGCGACAUCGCCAUCGAUACAUUAUAAAUCUGCAACUCCAAUGCUGUUGCAGUUGUCACUUUAGCAGACUUGAGUCACCGGGAAAAAUGCUUUGUGCGAUGCUUUCGACCUCAGUGUGCCAGCUAGAAUACAUUUUUUACUCCACACAUGGCAGCGUUCUUGUAAAUCGCCACGCCAUCUUGAAUGCUGUUUUUGAGGGCGAGUGAACAACAGUCAUUGGGUAUCCCCGCUUGAGCUCGUACUGUAGCUUGUUGAAGGUUUGCUUUAAAUGUGUGAGGCACAGAUUACUACGAGCUUGUGUGGCAGAGCUUCUUGUUUGUUGUUUUUAGUGCCGAGUGACAGAGGAUUACUGCUGCACAAGCUUCUAACAAGAGCACCUUCUUCAGGUUCCUUUGCCACAUCCCUUUCACCACCCUUACUGAUGGGGGACAGCAUUGUUGGCCAUCUUGCCGAGAAUCGUGUUCCAGAUCCUUUGCCAUUAUUGUCCAUUGCAUGUUGGUGGACGUGCUGUAUCUAUGUUUGAUUGUAUUUAAUAUGUUGGUUCCUUACGAACCACUUGUAUGCUUCAUGAUAAGGUGUGAGAGUAUGAAAUGAAACGUUACUUAGGUUUGUAGCGCCUUUCCUGCAGAUCGGUAAUUUUCUGUGUUGUAAACAUCUAUUUCGGAGCAUAUGCUGGCAUAACAGAAUCAUGCAUAGAGGAUAGCCAGCCUUUCUUUUCGUCUGUCUGCACUGCAUUGCACUCAAGACCUUAUGUCAUUGUGUUUCUUAUAUUUCGGUAACUAAUGGGCCUUUGCUCUCUUUGUAGAAUGCACAGAAAAGUGAAAUUUACUUUUUGUUGUAGUGAAACGAAACAGUGGCUAGCACGAUGCUUUAGAAUGCAGUGAGGAAUUGCAUUGACCUAAAUUUAACGUUCAGUGUGAAAGUUCAUUUGUUGCACAUUUGUCUUUGCAUGCAAACUUGCUAGGCUGCUGCCGCCUUUUAAUUGUGCAUUGUCGCCAUCUACCAUUGAGCGUGCCUGAACGUGCAUUUUGUGGUGACAUAAUAGCGUAAUAAUGCCUAUUAAACUUGCACCAACUCAAGAACAGCUAUAUCUUUAGCUCGGUUAAGCUGCUAAUUCCAAAGUUAUAACUGGCCCUUAGUGUUCAUCAGGCCUUGACACUCGUCCAGAACUCUUGUCAUUCGUAUGCUGUUCACCGAGCAUUGAGGCAUUUAACAAUGCGAGAUAGCUCUCAUAAUAUGCCUGCAGGCUUUUUAACUGAUGUGCUGCUUUUAGGUGAGUUGCCUUACGUGUAGGAAAAGCUUAUUAGUGGUAGCAGUGAAGAUUGUUUCACGAUUUUAAAUUCAGUAUUCAAUUCUAUCAAGCGCAAAGCUGCCAUUUUCCACCAAUUAAAUGUGUUGUGCUUGUAGAUUACGUAGAUUUUUUGGUUGAUUUAGACAAAGCUAAUUAGUAUUCAAACUGUGCAUGAGCUGAGUGCGAAUGAGUUUUCUUGGAAAAAAGGAGGCUUUUAAUGCGAGCUCUAAAAAGAUACUGGUAAUGAGGUAAUAUAAAAUUUCUUGCUCAGAACAGCAUAAAUAUGUUCAUGCUUUGCUUGUGUUCGGAAAGCAGCUGAGGAACAUGUUUACGGAAGCUUCAGAAUUUAAGCCAGAGCUGUGUCUGGCUGUAUUAUUGUUAAAUUUGUCUUUUUUUUUAACAUGUUGACAUGGCACCUUCAUAUGAAUGUGUUUCUGCAAAUGCUUUUACAAUUGUUAAAGAUGGACUUGUUAGGACUUGUUAUCUGCUUGUUAUUUUAUCUGUACAAAACUGAGGCUUUUUUGGCACUUCAGUUCUGCGAGAAUUGGUAAAAGCGGUGGGAUAUUUGUGAAAUGAAAAAAGAGAAAGAUUGUCCACCUUACAACACCAUGGCCCUCUAAAGGAAACUAACCCAGUAUUAUAACCCUUGUGCUGUGGUGACUACCAUCCAAGUUACUCAGAGUCCAAGCACAUAACAAAGCCAAAUUAGUCUACAGCUUGAAGCACGGAAAUACACACAGUGUGUAUCGUCUCUCCCAGUUCUCGUCCUUCAUGCAUUAUGCAAUUUUAAUUACGUAUGGAGAAUCGGUUUUAUAUUUACCUUUGUGGUAUUGUUUGGUGGACAAGUUUUUUCCCUUUUUAUGAGGUUAUGUUUACGAAAUUGCACUGCUUUGAGAAAUUCAAGUAGCAUGUCAUAAGGAGGUAUGUUUUGUUGCCUGUUGUUGAUAUUGUGCUUGUUUGGACAUAUAUUAGGAUCUUAUCUAAAAAACAUGAGCACUGUACGUUUGGCAACAACACAGUUGCCUUCUGUAAGCAAUUUUUGUGCUUCUACCCAUGUGGCUACCUAGGGCACUUGCUUAUGACAUCUUAAACAUGUUUUAAAUCUUGGCUUUGCUGUCUCUGAGAUGACCAGUACACGUCUCAAAGAAAGCGAGCAUUUUAACAGCGGAGCUGUUUACUCUGGCAGAAAUCCCUCAGGUGUAAGGCCGACACCGCCAUACCGUGCUAUGGCAAUAGCUCGCUGUUCAUCCUCCUCUAAAUCUAAGGAUUGACCGUAAACAAACACAGUUUGCUUUGGCGACAUACGUUUGAGAAAUGAGGAUAGGUUUAGUACAUUUUUAUGUAUUGCCUAUUAAUUGGUGGAUAAUGAGGCCUGUGGCCAGCACACCCAUUGAGGUCGACUUGAUGGAUGCGCAAUGUGCGUGGGCCUUCUGAAGAAAACGGAAGCGCAGAACAGAUAAACGCAAGAAAAACGAGAGAUGGAGAGAGAGAAAGAAACUGACAGAAAAAGAUGGAAAAAAAGAGGAAGAGAGAGAGAAAAAUAGAAAGAAAAGGAAGAGAAAACGACAAAGAGCGAGACAGAGAAAGAAAGAAACAGACAAAAAAGAGAUAGAAAAAACAGAGAAAGAUAGAAGGAGAAAAAUUAAGAGAAACAAGGAAGGCCGUCCAGCUCUGCUCUUCCUUCAGGCUUGACACCACUAGUGUGAAGAUGCCUCAGUUUUUUUUUACUGCUUUCUUACUGCACCCUGCUGUUUCCGAGGCUCCUUGUGGUGGAGCUACAUUUCAUUGACAGCAGUCAGGUUUAAGUAGCAGUGUUAUCAUUCGUUAUUGUAAUGGUCAUAGAGCAUCACAAGAGUUCUUUUACUUGCUCUACAUUAAAGAGCCCUUUAGUAUUAAUGUGAGAGCGUACUUUGUACGGCAAUAUUGUGCAGGUCAGGAAGAACAAUUCGAUUGUCUUGACAUUCGUGCUAAGCGACAAAAUUACAGCAUUCUCGGGUCUAAGUCACGCGAAUCUAAUGGAAAUAAAGGAGACCUAUGCAUGUGUGCAAGAAUGGGCAAGGUUUCAUCCAUCAUAUUUUCUUUACCUGCUGUAUAACCGACUUACUGCUUGUGUUCAAACCGAAAGAAAUAUGCCUUUUAUGUAUUGACUGCAGUGGGAAUCAGCUGACAUUAUUUGUUGAGAUGCAGGUAAUUUAAUUUUAUUUGAGGCUUGCACCUGUGAGCUGGACCCUUUUACAUCGAGGGCUUCUUGUGACAGCAUACAUUGUUGCUAAGACAAUGCUUUUCGAGGAUUGCUUGGAGGUUGAAGCGUCGUUUGCUCAUUUGAGUCAUUCAGUACUAAUUUACCGUGGCUGUAUCAUACACCAAGAGGCUUUUCCGAUAAAUAACCGAAGACAGCGGUAAAGCGUUCUGAAUAUGCGGGAUACAUUAUUUUAUUUGUGACCUGCCUCCACUCCACUCGUUUCUGUCAUUGUCACUGGCUUGCACUUGAUCCCGUGCUUGUUAUUGCUAAAUUCAGCUGCUCAACAUUGUGUGUUGUGAGGAAAAGAACUGAAGAAAACUGUUUUUAAGUCGGGCUACCGCAGCUGCUCUUUAUUUGACAAAAGUGUAUGUGUACACAUGUCCGCAGAGUUCUGAAUGUCAAAAACUGUGAAAAGCUUGAAACAUAUUGUCGCCUCUUUAGGAGAUUCAGAUGCAGCCUGUGUUCAGAAGAUAAGGUGGAGUGCGUAUGCCCUGUUGUUCAGUUUCCCUCUCACAUUUAUAACACAUGCUUAGGUACCAGAAAUUACGGUGCUUGAGUUGUACCAUUCCAAAAGCUUUUUUUUUUGUGAACUCACAUGUACAAAAGGGAAAAUUUUAUUAGAGGCCAAGAAUGUUCGUUCUGCAGACCGACUGUUGAGCAUUGAAGUUUAUACAAAUGGUGGAAUAGAAAGGAAAAAAAAAGAAACAUGACCACGUUUUGUGGCAUGAGCCUGUGGCUUGGAAUUGCUGUGUUACUGCAGGAAUUCUGCACAAGAUUGUCAUUGUAAUAGUAGAAUUGAAAUUGCAGAGGGUCCACCCCUAUCGCAACCCACGUGUGAAAGCGGAUCGCUCUUCUCAAUUUCAGGCACUAUGGACUACGUUUCCAGUGACCUCAGCACUUUCGGCACUGGUAGCACGCAAGCCAUGCUUGCCAGCUCAUAAAAAUCUUGCAGGCGACAGUAAGGGAAGGGAAGAGAUGGCAAACGUUUUCAAAAAUGCUUUUCCUCGGAAUACACCUCGCACGGAGAGCUCCGUUAACCAUGAUUUACCUUUAGACGUGGCACACUAGUAGAAAAUUUGAAAUAGCAGAGCCUGAAGAUCAGCACAUCGUUCUAAGAUCACGGUGUCUUUUUUCGUGGUCGGAAAGGCUGCUGCCCGUAUAUUUCUGCUUCAGAACGCUGCCUGAAUGAACUACUAGCUCAUAGCUGUUAAAUUUCAGCCUGUUCUGUUCAUGAACACACCGUUCCCUUUAUCACCACUCACCGCGUCUGGAGCAAAACGGGCUGUUAACAGUUUAUGUUGCAUUUGUUCCUUACGGUAUGAAACGUUGGGUCCGUCAUGAGAUUCAUAGUCACUGUGCCUCUGUAUGCAGGAUUCGAGUGAAGGCAUACAAUGCUGUACCGAGUUGGUUGGUUUUGGAGCGUAAAAGCCAGGAAACAUGUGUGCCAGGUGUUUUCAUGAUCACAUGCAGCUGUAUUCUAUGGCAGUGGAAAACGAUGCGUAAAUGUUGGUCAUGGAGGAUAGACACAUGAAUUGUCGCCAAAUGAAUACUUUGUUUUCAGCAUUGAGUGAAAGGUUUCAUACCCCGAAAAGUCGCAGAUAAGUAUGAGAGAGCCAUUUGUCAGGUGCUGACUUGACUGAUGCUAUUUUUGAAGUCACCUAUCCUUGUUCUUGGAAUCGUACUGCAAAAAAACUAAUUUUGAGGUCAACCCUUGUGUGUUUUACUCUUUCGUUUCUUUUGUCCCGGCUGUACAGCAAAGAGAGUGGUUUUGCUUACUCUAUUAGAAGACUUUUUCGCGUAGCCAUUUGUAGAUUUCUCCAGAAACAUGUUGCUGUAUUUUGUGUCUGUUUACAGUUGUGCUAUUUUGCUUCUAGAAAGUUAUAUUGGUCAUUCCCACUUCACGAGCCUUCUUGCCUUUCUAAAGAUUCCACACGACCCUCAUCAGCACAAGCACCUCCCUAACCUCCUAAUUAUUUAGAAGACAAAAUUAAAGUCUCUUAUCUAUUACUGCUUAUCUACCAAAGCUGUUAUCCGUCAGUUGGUGGCGUUCUAAUCUGUAAAGCCACCCAAUUCCUGUCUGGUCUCUGUAGUGUUGUUUAAAUAUACAUGAAUAUUGCAGCCCCUGUGUACAGUUUAAUUUCAAUUGGGGUACCUUCAAAACGAGUUGUUUAGACAAAAUGUUUUGUCCGCCACGGGCCAUUUGCAUAUAAUAAUUAUGCUUUACAUGGCUUCAUUAUCGAUUGCCUUCGUGUGCUUGUGUCCAACAAAAAGCGGCCCUUCGUUCAACUCCCCUUUUCAUUCAAAAUUUUCAUGUAGCAUAUUUUACCAGCUUGCGUGGGUCCUCACCUUCUCCGAACGUGACGCACGUAUUUCUAUUGUUCCUCGCCAUGCCCGCUUCCCCGCCUGUGCUCGAUAAUAUUUAAAAUUUCCCACUUGGGGCUGUCUACGCAAGCGCUGACAUCUGCUGACAGCUGUGGUUCACUGGCUUUCCUUGGCGCACUCAUAGCCCAUGGCUGAUUAGCAUUUGAGCUGAAUGUCGGUCUUUCUGUUUGUCAGCUUUACUUCCGUCUUGUUUGACAUUUAAGUCGGAACAGCAGGUGGGCUUUUGUGCGUCCCUUUUUGUCGCUUUGACGAUCUUGCCAUCGGGUGGGGCUGACUAAAAAUGGUGGCGUGUUUUACACGUGCCUGUCGGUAGUGACGUGGCCUGACAAAAAGAAAAUAGAAAGUGGCCUUUCGCUCUGAUAGGGCAGGCCUAAGACAAUGUUACAGUAAUAAAAUGGAUGAUUGAUGGCCGUGACCUUUUUGGGAGAAAAAGGUCGCUCGUGUUUCGAGAGGCCGAAGCAGCAUUGUAAAGUGCACGGAGCUGAUGCAACCACUCGUACUUCGCUUUACUGGAUGGCGUGAUGUUGCCUGUCGCAACAUGGCCGUUAGGAGUCGUGUUCGUUUUCGACAUGCGUAAGCCUGUACAUCGAUUUCUGUACUUUUCGAGGGAAGAAGAAAAAAAAAAGUGAAAUGAAAGGAGUACACAGCAAAGUGUGCGCAGAUAAUUGCCGAUUAAGAUACAUGAUGCAUUAACAGCCAGAAAAAGCAUUUCUCAAGUUUUCUGCCUUGAAUAAGAAAGUUUGUCGACACAAGUAAGUAAACCUACACUGAAGUGAACGCAAAAAACCUGCAUUUGAGUGAGCGUGAUUUCCGUGCUUCAAUGCCUUCAACUCUGCCACUGGUUCUUGCUUGUGGUGGAUCUUAUGAUCUUUGAUAACAUGCGUACGUCAUUGUUUACUUGUCUUGCAGUUUGGAUUCUGCCGCAGAUGCAUCUUAAUGUUGACGUUUUUGUCAUACCAUGUGAUCCAACCAUUUGUUCUGAUGUAGUGUGUGACGGUAUGUCAGUCUUUAUAAAAUGUUCCCAAUGCUUAAAUUGUGUCUGAGCAGGUGCAUGUCGUGCGCAUUUUCUUCCCAACAUCUGAAUAGAAAUGGACAAUGGGUUCCGGCUUGGAAUUAUUUUCUUUUUCGACAUAUUAGUAUGUUCUAGUUUGAGGGAAUUUAAAUGUGUGAAGGUCCUCUUCAUGCAAAUAUUUGAAGCAGUUUCUUGUCCACGCAUAGAAUUUGCAUAAAUUGAAUUGUUGACAGUGUAUUACGUAGACGUAGAUGUACUGUCACUGGUGAUUCUUUGGUCUUGUUGACUUUCUGAUCAGAAGUGAAUUUCAGGCAGAGGAAGUGAACUCUUCAUGUCUGCAUGUCAGUAAUAGUCGCAUCGCAAUGCCAAUCUUGUUGCUUGAGAAAGAACCCUGUGAAAGUUCACCAGUAUUAAGCAGGAGGCUGCUGAACUGACCAGCAGUGGAAAACUUGCGAGCAUUUUUUAUUUACAGGAUUGCACAUGCUGGUAAACGUGACAUAGAUCAUGCUUAUGGUGUCUAGUUGCUUAUGUACAAGAAACUGCCGUCUUCUUGAAUUAUACCCAAGUGUACAUUUGAGACCUACCCGGUAACUUGAAAGAUUUCACCGAAGUGUCCGGUGAUUCAAGCCCUCCUUUCUAUUCAUCUCCCUGUGUUGCUCAAACCCCGUGACUAUAUCAACUCACUCUGAACAGAUAAGUAAGGAGUGUGCUUUCUUCUCGACUUAGAAGGCAUAACUCUGUCUGUGGAGGAAUUAACCAUGCUUUUCAUGGUGCAUCUGCAAGCUUGUAUAUUGCUUCAGUGUGCAAUUCCGGUGUUCUUGCUUUUGGAGGGAGAGGUUCAAUGAUGAUUGAUGUGGUGUCCAUGUGAUCCAUCUACCAAUUCCUUCUCAGUGUUUCCGGUGCUUGCGUUUGUUGUGCGCUGCCUUUUGCGAUUGUUACUGUCUGUGACAGCAGCAUGUUUGUUAAUGGACAGAUGUUCUGCCGAUUUAUAGCCAACUUAAGCAGUGUGACACACCUUACAGCUGUUAACAGUGUAUUCUUAACCCGCAUGAGACCUUCAUCUUUAACAAUGACUGUGACGUGUCAAUGACAAAAGAGAACCAACUGAAUAUGUGCUGUCCCGCGUGAAUGUGUCCUUAUUUCUUUUCUUUGUUCUGUGUAUGCACCGCCUAAAUUAACGUAUUUUGUUGGACAGCUAGUGUGUUGAACUGCAAGUGUGGCGGGCCGUAGACUUUUGUGUGAGCAGCAUCAGCAGCAUACUUGCCCUAAUGCUGACUGCAGAUACCACAAACGUCAUCUAAUAUAGUAAUGCCGAACUGUCUUUGAAAGCAUUGCCAGGGUGCUUUGUUUGUUUGUUGGCAAGAGUGAAUCGUUCUUUCUGGUUGUUUCAGCCAUUAUUUUUGCCUCGUGAAACAUGCUUACUUUGUGGACCGACACUUGUAGUGUAUAGAGCGGGUGAAACGUGGAGGUACGUGAAAUAAUGUUUGUAAAAUUGUUAGAUUGUGUGUUCCUGGCAGCCGGUGAUGGCAGCGACUGUGGACUGUUUGAGUGGAUACCAAUAAACUGGUCGAAAGCA
Molecule: messenger RNA, 9996 nt
Organism: Rhipicephalus sanguineus (brown dog tick)
Lineage: Eukaryota; Metazoa; Arthropoda; Arachnida; Ixodida; Ixodidae
Product: retinoic acid receptor RXR-alpha-B
Exons: 2
Coding region: 194-1450 (418 amino acids)
Biological process (GO): cellular response to ecdysone; positive regulation of transcription by RNA polymerase II; cell differentiation
Cellular component (GO): nucleus; activator ecdysone receptor complex
Molecular function (GO): nuclear receptor activity; RNA polymerase II cis-regulatory region sequence-specific DNA binding; nuclear steroid receptor activity
Source: RefSeq, a predicted model, not a curated record